GGGUAGUUUAAAAAAAACCACCAAGCGAGUUGGACGCGUAACUCUUUGUAACGGAUCUCGGAACGCCGUGGGAGUCGGAAAAUCGCUGGACGCGUGUUCGUGCGUUUGCAUGUGUGCGUGCGUUCGUGUGUGUGUGUGUGCUAAUGUGCGAGCGGAAAUAAACAAUCCAGUGAAUAAACACACAAAAUCAAUCAAAAAAGAAGAUUUUUCUUUUUUAUUUUCGCUUUUAAUUUAUUAACGAGAAAAUAUUGGAAUAAAACAAAAAUAAAAAUAUAAGAAAAGUGUACGUGACAAGAGCUCGAAAAGAAGUUGCAACAAAUAGCAAAAAUAAUUCGUGCGUGCGAAAAAGUGCUGCGAAGUUUUAUGGCCCAUGCAAAAAGUGCUAAAUUUGUAAAUGGCAUGGAAAGUGCAAAGCUCUGAUUAAAAAACCCGCGAAGAUUGGAGUGCGAGGUGCCGCCCAAUAACGCAACCAACUACUGCCACAAGGAAAUUAUUAAGACCAAUCAACGACCUUCGCGGAAAUAAAAAAAAUAAAAAAUAAAACAAAAGCAAGCAGAAAUUUGGUGCUAGUUCUGUUUAGUCGACAGCCAUCCACGUUGGAUCCCCAUCGCAAAUAAUGUCAUCAAAAUGUGCUUUCAACAUUGUAUUCGUAUCGAUCAUUUUCAUCAUCAUCGUAAAUGGUUACGCAAAAGAUAUUUCUGGAGUUAAAAGAGGUCAUGAACGACUUAACGAAUACAUAUCCCACUAUGAAACACUCAACUAUGAUCACGAGCACAUCCGAGCUAGUCACAAUAGAGCGCGACGAUCAGUGACCAAAGAUCAAUAUGUACAUUUAAAGUUUGCAUCACAUGGAAGAGACUUCCAUCUUAGAUUAAAACGUGAUUUAAAUACAUUUAGCAAUAAGUUAGACUUUUAUGAUAGCAAAGGUCCCAUUGAUGUCUCCACGGAUCAUAUCUAUGAGGGCGAAGUGAUAGGGGAUCGUAAUAGUUAUGUAUUUGGUUCCAUACACAAUGGGGUAUUCGAGGGUAAAAUUAUAACGGAACGUGAUGCCUAUUAUGUUGAACAUGCCAAACAUUAUUUUCCCACAAAUCGCACGGCGACAACAACACCACCAUCGACUUCAACGACAUCCUCAGCAACAACAGCCACAAAAAGCACACAACCAACACGGCCUUUGGCCAAAAGCAACACCAGUACUACUGCCGUUAAUAGUAAGACAGAAAACUUUAUAAAGAAAAUUGCUGAAUCCACAACGACGAGCCAGCAGCUUCCAGAGUAUACCGAAUCGUCGUCGUCGUCGACAACAACAUUCCCACCCACAACAGAGUAUUUCGAGGACGAAAAGGAGCGUAAUGCCGAGGACGAACUUGAUUUUCACUCCAUUAUCUACAAGGAGUCACAUGUCGAGGACGCCUACGAAAAUGUGCGCGAAGGUCACGUGGCCGGCUGUGGCAUCACGGAUGAGGUCUCUCAGUGGAUGGAGAACAUACAAAAUUCAGCCGUCGAAGAGUUGCCGGAGCCCAUGUCAAAGGACUAUCAAAAGCUCCACCGGAAGCAGCUGCACAAAAAGUCCGCCCCACAGCAACAACAGCAGCCCCAUCCGCCGAAGAAGUACAUCAGCGGGGAUGAGGACUUCAAGUAUCCCCACCAGAAGUACACGAAGGAAGCUAACUUCGCCGAGGGUGCAUUCUACGAUCCAUCGACCGGACGUCGCCUGGGCUCAUCCGCCAACGUGGCCGACUGGCAUCAGCUCGUCCACGAGCGCGUCCGCCGCGCCACCGACAAUGGUGCUGGGGAUAGGGGCUCAUCCGGUGGAUCUGGACGCGGUCGCGAGGACAACAAGAAUACCUGCUCGCUCUACAUUCAAACGGAUCCAUUGAUAUGGCGCCACAUACGCGAAGGCAUUGCUGACCACGAUCGUGGACGCAAGUACGAGGUGGAUGAGAAAACGCGCGAGGAAAUCACAUCGUUGAUUGCACAUCACGUGACGGCCGUUAAUUACAUUUACCGCAACACAAAGUUCGACGGACGCACCGAGCAUCGCAACAUACGCUUUGAGGUGCAACGCAUUAAGAUCGAUGACGAUUCGGCCUGUCGCAAUUCCUACAAUGGUCCACACAAUGCCUUUUGCAAUGAACACAUGGAUGUCUCGAACUUUUUGAAUCUGCAUUCCCUAGAAGAUCACUCGGACUUUUGUUUGGCUUACGUGUUCACCUACAGAGAUUUCACUGGCGGCACUUUGGGUCUGGCCUGGGUGGCCAGUGCGUCGGGAGCCUCUGGUGGAAUUUGCGAGAAGUACAAGACGUACACGGAAACGGUGGGUGGACAGUACCAGAGCACCAAGCGAUCACUCAACACGGGCAUCAUCACCUUUGUCAACUACAACAGCCGGGUGCCGCCGAAAGUGUCGCAGCUUACGUUGGCACACGAGAUUGGCCACAACUUUGGAUCACCUCACGAUUACCCGCAGGAAUGUCGUCCUGGUGGCCUAAAUGGCAAUUACAUUAUGUUCGCCAGUGCCACCUCCGGUGAUAGGCCAAAUAACUCCAAGUUCUCGCCCUGCUCCAUUCGGAACAUCUCCAAUGUCCUUGACGUGCUGGUGGGCAACACGAAGCGCGACUGCUUCAAGGCCUCGGAAGGUGCCUUCUGCGGCAACAAGAUCGUGGAGUCUGGCGAGGAAUGCGACUGUGGCUUCAACGAGGAGGAGUGCAAGGACAAGUGCUGCUACCCGCGUCUGAUCAGCGAGUACGACCAGUCGCUGAACUCCAGUGCCAAGGGAUGCACGCGCCGCGCCAAGACCCAGUGCUCACCAUCGCAGGGUCCGUGCUGUCUGUCCAACUCCUGCACCUUUGUGCCGACGAGCUACCACCAGAAGUGCAAGGAGGAGACGGAGUGCAGCUGGUCGAGCACAUGCAACGGAACCACGGCCGAGUGUCCGGAGCCACGUCAUCGCGAUGACAAGACCAUGUGCAACAAUGGAACAGCGCUAUGCAUCCGCGGUGAAUGUAGUGGAUCGCCAUGUUUGCUCUGGAAUAUGACAAAGUGCUUCCUUACCUCGACCACACUGCCGCACGUGAGCAAGCGCAAGUUGUGCGACUUGGCCUGCCAGGAUGGCAAUGACACCUCCACCUGCCGCAGCACCAGCGAGUUUGCCGAUAAAUAUAAUAUUCAAAAGGGUGGUAUUAGUCUGCAGCCCGGUUCGCCAUGCGAUAAUUUCCAGGGCUACUGCGAUGUGUUCCUUAAGUGUCGAGCCGUGGAUGCCGAUGGUCCGCUUCUUCGGCUGAAGAAUUUGUUGCUCAACCGGAAGACCCUGCAAACGGUGGCCGAGUGGAUCGUCGACAAUUGGUACCUAGUGGUUCUGAUGGGAGUGGCCUUUAUUGUGGUCAUGGGUUCGUUCAUCAAAUGUUGUGCCGUGCACACGCCCAGUUCCAAUCCGAAGAAGCGACGAGCUCGUCGAAUCAGCGAAACUCUAAGAGCACCCAUGAACACGUUGCGUAGAAUGCAACGUCAUCCCAAUCAGCGAGGAGCAGGUCCUCGAAGCAUCCCACCGCCGGCGCAUGAGGCGCAGCAUUAUUCACGCGGCGGAGAUGGUCGCGGCGGCGGCGGUGGAGGCGGAGGUCGCCACGGUGGCUCUAGGUCACACCAUCAACAGCAUCCGCACGAUUGGGAUCGUCAUCAGGGUGGCCACUCAAUCGUCCCAUUGCCCACCGGCGGCAGCCAUUCAAGUCGCAACUCGGCGGCGAAUCAAGCGAGAAGAAGCGAUGGACGAGGUCCACGAUCCACCAGCAGUGGGCGGCCGCAGGCUAUAGCCAGCGGAAGCGGUGCCGCGAGCGGAGCAGCGCGAUCUCAUGGCGGGUACGGAGCCGAACAGGCGAUACCGGGUUCCAUUGGUGGUGGUGUCCAGGCGGCCAUUAGCAGCGGCGGUGUGGUGGCUCGGGCCCAGCUGCCGCUGCCAUUGCCGCCGCCAAAUGGACAGCAGCAAAUGCAACAGCAACAACAACUGCAACUACAGCAACCGGCAAUUUCGCCGCAGCAGCAGCCGCAGCAAGCGUUCUACACGCCGAAAGAACUACCACCACGCAAUAAGUCCCGAUCAUCACGUACCAACAACACCUCCAACACCACAACCACCACCAACUCAUCCACAGCGGCAGCCGGCAGUGGGUCGGUCUCGGGACCGGGCUCGGGGGCGGGCAGUAGUAGUAAGAGCAAGAGCGGUAAAAGUGCCAAAGCCAAAGACUCAAAGUCGCAAAAAUCGCAGCAGGCCAACAACAGUCGCAGCAGCAGCAAGGAAAAGGGCGUCAAGCCAGUGCGCCGAAAUAUCGUUUAUUAGGAGCGGAACCAUCACAUUGCCAUACACAACACUGAACGAAAUAUAGCCCCGAACCCAAAAUAUCAAAUGCAACCACAUAUAGAAUCGCCCGCUGCUAGUCAUCGAACUACAUGUAUGAGUUGUUGCUUCCCAUCCACCGACAAACACAAACAGAAAAGAAAUUAUAAUGAUAUUUCAUUUAAUCGAUGCAAUUGGCGUCGCGCCGCCUCCGCUACAAGUAAGCUUUAGUCGGCCGACAUCGUUGCACGAGCAACAGCAGCAGCAACAUCAUCUGCAGCAGCAGCAGCAGCAUCAGCAGCAACUGGAGCCGCAGCAGCAGCACGCCUAUGCCGAUGCUUAUGCGGCCUUGGGACGGGGCCAGUAUGAGUCCACCACGCGGGCGCCCAACAACAGCAAGGUUUGACAGCCAAAAGUAGCAAUGGAGCGCCACAAAAGGCCAAAGGCUAAGCGACUCAAGCAGCAGAAGGAGCCGCAUACACAGCAAACAACAACACAGCAACAAAAGCAAAAACAACAUAAAUCAAAUGAACUCAAAUUAAAUGUAAAUGUAAUUUUUAUGCUAAUUAUUUUUAUUUAAACAGUGUUUGUAUGCCACAAGGGAAAACAGCCAGCAACAAAAAGAAAAAUACAAAAAUAACACAAAAAAGGAGAAAAAUUUCGUAAUACAGAAAAAGCUGAAAGUGAAUGAUAUUUUUGAUUAACUAAAUUAAAAUGAAAAUACGAAUGCAAAUUAUGAAUAAUAAAAGUAAUUAAAAACGACAACAUGCAUAAUACAUAUAAAGUUGCAAGUUGCAUAUAUAUACAUUUGUAUGUAUAUAUUUAUUAUGGAUACACAAUUAUUAAAUAGCAGCAGCCACAACAAACAAGUAAUAUACAUGAAGAAAAACUAAGGUUUAAUUGUAUGAGAAAGCAUUCUAUAUGUCGGUGAGAUUUCUAAGCGCUAGGCCGAAAUACAAAAUUAAUUACACACUUGAAUAACAAAAUGUGUUUUGUACAAAAAAAAUGAAAUAAACAAAAACAGUGCGAAUUAAUUAAGCGUCAUUAUAAAAAAAAGAACGGAAACAACAAAGCAUUUAAAUUGUAUUUAUCUGUACCGAAGGCUAAACGUUUAUUUAAAGCCGUCAAAAUUGCAUUUGUAAACUAGCAAAACAAAAAAAAAACGAUGAAAACCAAAAAGUAUGAAAUCCAUAAUUAUUAAAUAAAGAAGCGAGACUUAAACAAAAACGGUGGAAACAAUCCAAACUUAUUCAUUUGUUGCUGAACGCAUUUUUCUGUAUGACUUUCGAACGUGGCUUUGAUUGUUUUCCGUAUACAUUUUCCUUGUGCAGAAAAAGCAAACGAAGUAACUAAUUUUUAUAUUUCAUGUAUUUUUACUAUCUUAGGUACAAUUUUCUAUUGUCAAUUUUUAUUAGUAUUAGGUUUAAAGCUUUAUGUUUUAGCAAUCUGGUAGCAAAACUGCCAAUGAUGAUUAUGUUUAAUGUUAUCUAUCAUAUACGUGUAUAUCUGCCAACAUAUAAAUCUAUUUUUAUGUAAGUAUCUUAAAGUGCAUAGAUCAUGCAUAUAUGAUACUAUCGAGUGCUUGUAAUUUGCUUUGUUGUAGUCUCAUAGGUUACUAGUUUAUGUUUUUUGUUUUUGUCUGUGUUUCGUAUUUGCAUGCUCAAGAACUAAUCGUGCAACUACUCACGGAGUCCCGACUGAUGUACUACUCCAAGAAAAGACAUUUAUAGCUUGAAAGCUAUAUGAUAUUAUUUUUGAAACCCUUGUCUUCGUUUCCAUUCGCACAUCCAACUUGUAUAUCGUGACGCAUAGCUAUGGAAUUAUCUCAAUUCGAAUUUACAAGACGUUUCCGUGCUAUCAUUUUGGAGAAAUUUACUGAAUAAAUGAAUUUACAUUUUUGUUUGUUUUUCUGCCAGACUUUUCGUAAAAGAACAUCUUUAACUCUUGUAAAUAAACUCUAUAAAAAAUAUAUAAAUAUAAAUACUAAAAUAUACUUUAAGGAAUAAAUUAAAUUUGAAUUGCAGAUACAGUGAAGGCGAAAUACGUUUACAAAAUAAUUAAAUAACAUAAAUUGAUAAAAAAAAAAUGUAUUCAAUUCAAAUUGACAAGUGAAAAAAUGCAAAGAAACGAAACAAACUCAAAGCGAACAAAGCAGAACUAUGCUUUUAGUUUUUCUCAAACAUAGAAAACAAAGAACAAAAACAAAAAACAUUUAACUAUUAAUUUAAUUAAAAUAAAUAAAGAAUUAAUUAAUUGACUUUAAGUAAACUAAUUAAUUAUGAUUAUGAACAAAUUUCUUAAAAAAGAAGAAUGAAUAUGAG
Molecule: messenger RNA, 6651 nt
Organism: Drosophila melanogaster (fruit fly)
Lineage: Eukaryota; Metazoa; Arthropoda; Insecta; Diptera; Drosophilidae
Gene: kuz
Product: kuzbanian
Exons: 13
Coding region: 617-4333 (1238 amino acids)
Biological process (GO): proteolysis
Cellular component (GO): organelle; cytoplasm; plasma membrane
Molecular function (GO): metallopeptidase activity; metalloendopeptidase activity
Source: RefSeq, marked reviewed